Messenger RNA from Salvia splendens (bonfire salvia), 3813 nucleotides. RefSeq lists its product as uncharacterized. The coding region runs from base 848 to 3643 and encodes 931 amino acids. The record is from RefSeq and is a predicted model, not a curated record. NCBI's taxonomy places the organism in Eukaryota, Viridiplantae, Streptophyta, Magnoliopsida, Lamiales, Lamiaceae. The transcript has 3 exons.
CAGUCCAAAGAAAGGGGGGCAUAAAAAAAAGUUUAGGCCAAAAGCCAUUAGCAAAGAAAAAAAAGAGAUUGCUGCAAAAUGCAUCUAAGCUUAGUACAAAGAAAACAGCUACAAAAAGUCAACCCCUUGAAGCCCACCAUUUUCUUUGCCUAUAUAAGUUUCGUAGAAAGCAAUCUUCAAUUCUCAUUCAAAUAAUCUGAAAAUCACUUACGUGUCUUAAAUCUUAAUUAUGCAUUCCAUAAUUAGUUGCAUGUUCUAAGAUUUUCUGUGGUAGCUUUAGUUAAUUUGUUGAGGAAGAAAAGGGCUCAAUCGACGCCUCUCCCUUCCCCCUUAAUCUUCUUGAUUCUUACUUUAUUCUUUGAUUCGAUCAAGGUAAUAUAUCUGCUAUUUUCAACGCUUGUUUUUUGUUGUUUAACUUCUAUUUUCAAUGACAUAUUUAUGAUUCUUAAUUUGGUUCCUAGCUAGUUCUGUAGUCUGUGAGAUGAAAGAAACUUUGAGUUGGCCUCACGUAAUACAUUCCAUUUCCAUCACCAACAUUUAAUGUUGCUCGAAUUCAGUUUCAUAUGAAAAAUUGCUAAUUGUGGCUUCUUUCGCGGCGAGGGUGGAGGCUUUUCUGAUUAGCCGCGUGUGUGUGUGAAGGAAGUGUGUUCACAUUAAUUAAUUUAAGCUUUUAUUAGAGGCUAACCCCAUGUGACCCUUUGCUGCAUUUUUCAUGGUGUUUAUUUUCCUUUCCUUCACACUUUACUCACCCCUUCCCCUAUAUAUGCCAAUCUUCAACUUAAUAAGCAUACAAGGUUGCAGCUUCCUUAUUAAUUUGUGUUGAUGUUUGCAUAGUGAAAAUCGUGAUAUGGGAAUGUCGAGAAACGUGAGAAGUGGUGAUUACUUGGAAGGAAUGCUGAGCGAAUACAUGGGCAAUGGGAAAGGGGCUAAGCUGAAGGUGCAAAAGAGCUCUCCAUCUCGGCUCGUCACGAUGCUGACAUGCCUACAGUUCGCCUUCGCCGUCUACGCCACUUUCCUCCUCUACUUCAUGAGCCCCGCCGUCGAUCUCCGCACCAAGCCCGACUUCUCCUGGGCCACCAAAAUCGCCCACCAGUGGAAGCAGUUCAUGGUCACCACCCCCCACACCGUCACCCAUUUCCAAGAGCCCGUUGUCCGGAUCUCCCCGCCCUCGGAGGUGUGCGAGCACGAGCAGAUCGACUUCGUGCAGAAGAAGUCCACCGACGAGGUGAUGAUCAAGUUCAAGAGCGAUCUCUACCACGACGUGCAAACCUUCCAAAAGCAGAGCAUUGGAACAGAGACGCUUCCGGAGUUGAUGAGGUUGAAAUCCAAAUGGGACUUGCACGGCCCCACCAUCCCGAAACUGACCGUUAUCCUCAAUCACUUCAAGCGCAAGACGCUCUGCGCUCAGCUCGAUUCUCUGCUGCACCAGACUCUCCCAUUCCACCAUGUUUGGGUGCUAUCCUUCGGCAGCCCCAACGAGCAGUCCUUGAAGAGAAUCGUCGAUAGCUACAACAAUUCGAAGAUCAGCUUCAUUAGCUCAACCUAUGAUUUCAAAUACUACGGCCGGUUCCAGAUGGCAUUGCAGACGGAGGCGGACCUAGUUUACAUUCUUGAUGAUGACAUGAUCCCGGGGAAGAAGAUGUUGCAGAUCAUGUCUCACGUUGCUGGAACUGAUAAAUAUAAGAAUUCUGUUCUAGGCAGUAUUGGGAGGAUCUUGCCUUUCAGGCAGAAGGAUUUUACCUUCCCUAGCUAUAGAAAGUUCCGCUCCAAGGAGGCCGGCUUGUAUCUGCCCGACCCUGCUUAUGAUAUCACUAUUGACAGAGUUGUGCAGGUUGAUUUCCUGUCUAGCUCGUGGUUCCUAUCUGCUGAGCUUAUUAAGACAUUGUUCAUCGAGACGCCCUUCACUUUUGCAACCGGUGAAGAUCUCCACUUGAGUUACCAGCUGCAGAAGUAUAGGAACGCGGGCUCGUUCGUGGUCCCUGUGGAUCCGAACGAUAAGGAGACGUGGGGUGAUAGUGAGCACAGGCUGGCCUAUGUGUCUGAGACUACUGUGAUCUUCAAAGACAUUGUUCAAGUUCGAGAUGAUCAAUGGUGGAAGGCUCUCUCUAAUGGGUAUGUGACGCAGUGGGCGGCUAUGUAUCCUCAGAAGAUCGAUGCACUCUUCUACGCCCACUCCAUCGGUGAGGUGAAGGCGCUCGCCCCUCUGCUUGAGAAGUUCAGGACGACCGUGGGGAAGAAGGCCUACAUUGUGGUGUCCGGGGGCAGUUUCUGCCCCUGUGAGGAGGCCGCUGUGGCCCUGAAAUGGCCUAAGGCGGUCUGCAGGGAGAAGAGGUUCAAGAUCUUUGAUCUCGGGAUUGGGGCCAUCUCGGGCAGCCUCUCAAACUCGGAGGUCCCCGUGUUGCAAGGCGUGUACGCUAGUAUGAAGGGGCUAAUAAAGAUCCACAACCCUAGCGUCGUGAUCACUGUCUCGGACAUCGACUCCAACGUGAAGAACGCGCUCAAGAUGGCAACGGAGUCGACUUCUGUCGACAAGAAUGGCACCACUUCCACAUUGGUGCUCUUGCCACGAGCCUCGGUCACAAAGGCACUCUGGAUGGCCGAUCUCCGCCCCACAACGCUUCCUAAUUGGAACAAAAUGAGGCUGACAAUAAGCAUCAUCACACAAAACCGGCCCACAUCCCUAGCCCGGCUGCUCAACUCCAUAAAGAACGCGUACUACCUAGGCGACGAGGUGGCCAUCAACUUCAACAUGGACAGCAAAGUCGACGAGGCCACACUAAAACUAGUGAACGCGUUCCCAUGGCCACACGGCCCCAAGGUUCUACGCAGGCGGAUCAUCCAAGGAGGCCUAAUACGCGCUGUGAGCGAGAGCUGGUACCCUUCCUCAGACGACGAUUUCGGCCUUCUACUAGAGGACGACAUAGAGGUCUCCCCAUACUUCUACCUCUGGAUCAAGUACGCCCUACUCGCCUACCACUACGACCCCCAAGUCUCCCUCCCUGAGCUCUCCUCCAUAUCCCUCUACACGCCUCGUCUCGUGGAGGUAGUGAAAGAGAGGCCUAAAUGGAAUGCCACAGACUAUUUCAAACGCAUCCAUCCAAACACGCCCUACCUCCAUCAGCUCCCCUGCAGCUGGGGCGCAGUCUUCCUGCCAAAGCAAUGGAGGGAAUUCUACGUGUACAUGAACAUGAGGUUCACCGAGGAUGCAAAGGCGAACCCGGUCCAAAUCCCAAAAUCAAGAACCAAUGGGUGGCAGGCCUCAUGGAAGAAGUUCUUGAUCGACAUGAUGUAUUUGAGAGGUUAUGUUACUCUAUACCCGAACUUCCCGAACCAGCAGAGCUUCUCGACCAAUCACAUGGAGCCGGGAGCUCACAUAAGUGCCAAGGACAAUGUUGUGAAGCAUGAUAAGUCAGAUUUUGAGGUGCCGUUGAUGAAGCAGGAUUUUAGGGCGUUGCUACCUAAUGGGAAGAUGCCACCUGCGUCGAAGCUGCCGUCUUUGAACUUGUUCAAUCAGGCUCUGUCUUUGAAGGGGUUGAAGGGCGCGGGGGCGAAGCUGGGGCAGGAUGUGCUUGAGUGCAGUGCGAGUGAGGUGGUGAUGGUGAAUCAUGAAACUGGUUUGCCUUCACAUUGUGCCAGAUUCUGAUGAGGAUAUUUAGAUCAUCGAUAAAAUGUCAUUCGUUUUUCUUUUUUUGCUUCAUUCAUGAAAUUUGUUUGUUGUAGUAGUAAUAUAUUUAUAGAGAUUGUGUGGACAAUGCAGGGGGAGUGUGUAAUUGUACAGAAACAAUUAAUUGGGUCCCUAUUUGAUGAAAGACA